Molecule: messenger RNA, 1368 nt
Organism: Salvelinus namaycush (lake trout)
Lineage: Eukaryota; Metazoa; Chordata; Actinopteri; Salmoniformes; Salmonidae
Product: homeobox protein Hox-A11a-like
Exons: 2
Coding region: 158-1033 (291 amino acids)
Biological process (GO): regulation of transcription by RNA polymerase II; anatomical structure development
Cellular component (GO): nucleus
Molecular function (GO): DNA-binding transcription factor activity, RNA polymerase II-specific; RNA polymerase II cis-regulatory region sequence-specific DNA binding
Source: RefSeq, a predicted model, not a curated record
CCUGGAAUGGAUGGAGAUUGCUCUCCACGUCAGCCUACGUCUAAAAAUUUCUGCCUCGCGAACCUGCUUCAAAGAGGCAAGAGCCAGGGCGCUCCAGAGCCAUGUAAAGGGCGGCUAUAGAGGCAUGACCCACAUAGAGUAGUAGAGUGAAGGAGUGAUGGAUUUUGACGAGCGGGUCCCCGUCGGUUCGAACAUGUAUUUGCCCAGUUGCACCUACUACGUCUCGGCGGGGGCAGACUUCUCCGGUCUACCCUCGUUUUUGUCCCAGACCCCGUCUACUCGGCCCAUGACAUAUUCGUACUCCUCUAACCUGCCUCAGGUCCAGCCGGUGAGAGAGGUGACGUUCAGGGACUAUGCCGCCAUUGACGCGUCCGGUAAAUGGUCACACCGGGGGAACCUGCCCCAGUUCUACCCCACCACGGAGGACAUGGUACAUCGGGACUGUCUGUCCUCGCAGCCCACCAUGGGGGAAAUGUUUGCCAAGAACAACCCUACCGCCGCUGCUGCGUAUCACCACCACUCCGGCGCGGGCUGUGCAGUGUCCAAUUUCUACGGGAACGUUGGCAGAAAUGGGGUGCUGCCCCAAGCCUUCGAUCAGUUUUUCGACACAGCGUACGCCAACGCCUCAGAAACACCGUCGUCUAACGACUACUCAGGGGACAAAACGGCAACCAAGCAGACAAGCUCCGCCGCAGAACACGCGCCCUCGUGCCGGGAAACGGAGGGGAAGGAGCCGCGCGAAGAUACCAGCAGCCCGGAGUCCUCUUCCGGCAACAAUGAGGAGAAAUCGAGCAGCAGCAAUGGACAGAGGACUCGUAAAAAAAGAUGUCCUUAUACAAAAUAUCAGAUCCGAGAACUGGAGAGGGAGUUCUUUUUCAGUGUGUAUAUCAACAAAGAGAAGAGACUGCAGCUCUCUCGGAUGCUGAACCUCACCGACCGCCAAGUGAAAAUCUGGUUUCAGAACCGAAGAAUGAAGGAAAAGAAAUUAAACAGAGACAGAUUACAGUAUUACACCACGAACCCGCUGCUUUAGGAGUGACUUGUCAUAUGCGUUUACAGACUUAUUGACUCGCUGUGGUCUCUUUCCCCUGACAUAUGUGUCAGCAACAACAACACAACAACAGCAAUGGCUGUAGCUGCAACACGAUGCUCAACUGUUAAUUUCAAGUUCGUGGACAGGCAGCAGAAUCUCUCCUGAUUUCAAACCGUUUGAGAAUGAGCAUGAUUUAACUGACACACUGACGGCAUUUUGGCCAUCAGACUUUGUUAAAGAAAAUUAUUUCUGCGGAUGUUGUCCUCACCAAGACUAUGUUCUCUUUCUUGUGUAUCCUAAUAUUAUUGACACAGAGUCGCCUUCAUUUUCUUCUC